AUGGCGACGUACACAUGCAUCACGUGCCGAGUGGCGUUCCGCGACGCGGACCUGCAGCGGGCCCACUACAAGACCGACUGGCAUCGCUACAACCUGCGGCGGAAGGUGGCCGACAUGGCCCCGGUCACGGCUGAGGGCUUCCAGGAACGGGUGCAGGCGCAGCGGGCCGUGGCGGAGCAGGAGAGCAAGGGCACGGCCACCUACUGCACCGUGUGCAGCAAGAAGUUCGCCACCUUCAACGCCUAUGAGAACCACCUGCAGUCCCGGCGACACGUGGAACUGGAGCGCAGGGCGGUGCAGGCGGUGAGCCGCCGCGUGGAGAGGAUGAACGAAAAGAACCUGGAGAAGGGGCUGGGCGCCGACAGCGUGGACAAGGACGCCGUGAACGCGGCCAUCCAGCAGGCCAUCAAGGCGCAGCCGUCCGUGUCGCCCAAGAAGGCCCCGGAGACGCGCAGGGACCCCGCCGCGCCCACUCACCACCAGGAUCCGACCCAGAAGCCGCCCCGGCUGCAGUGGUUUGAGCAGCAGGCCAAGAAGUUGGCCAGGCAGCAGGGGGAGGCCAGCGAGGAGGAGGAGGAGGGGGCCCUGGACGGAGACGAUUGGGAAGAUCUGGAUUCCGAUGAGGAAUUGGAAUGUGGGGAUGCUGAGGAGCUGGACGAAGACACCGAUGAGGAAGGGAGCCCGGGUCCCGCAGCCCUGGGGGCCAUCCCUGUAACUGACUGCUUGUUCUGUUCCCAUCACUCCAGCUCGCUGGUGAAGAAUGUGGCUCAUAUGACGAAAGUCCACAGCUUCUUUAUCCCCGACAUUGAGUAUCUUUGUGAUCUGAAGGGACUGAUCAGGUAUUUGGGGGAGAAAGUCGGGGUUGGGAAGAUCUGCCUGUGGUGCAAUGAGAAAGGGCGCUCCUUCUACUCCACGGAGGCGGUGCAGGCGCACAUGACCGACAAGAGCCACUGCAAGCUCUUCACUGAUGGGGACGCCGCCCUGGAGUUCGCAGACUUUUAUGACUUCAGGAGCAGCUACCCGGAUCACAAGGAAGGGGACGAGCCCGGGGAGGCUGAGGCGUUUCCCUCAGAAAAGAGCGUGCAGUACGAUGACGAAACCAUGGAGCUGGUACUGCCUUCCGGGGCCAGAGUGGGCCAUCGCUCCCUGAUGAGAUAUUAUAAACAGCGCUUCGGUGUGUCAAGAGCCGUGACGGUUGCUAAAAACAAGAAGGUGGUGGGCAGAGUCCUCCAGCAGUACCGAGCCCUGGGCUGGACCAGCAGUACAGGAGCAGCUCUGAUGCGCGAGCGGGACAUGCAGUAUGUCCAGAGGAUGAAGUCCUCGUGGAUGCUGAAGACGGGAAUGAAGAACAACGCCACCAAGCAGAUGCAUUUCAGGGCCCAGGUGCGAUUCUGA
Chrysochloris asiatica (Cape golden mole) is the source of this 1395-nucleotide messenger RNA. It is a transcript of the gene ZNF622, whose product is annotated as zinc finger protein 622. Gene Ontology annotation, molecular function: zinc ion binding; nucleic acid binding. The transcript is spliced from 6 exons. Bases 1 to 1395 code for a protein of 464 amino acids. Lineage: Eukaryota; Metazoa; Chordata; Mammalia; Afrosoricida; Chrysochloridae. Gene Ontology annotation, biological process: ribosomal large subunit biogenesis. The record is from RefSeq and is a predicted model, not a curated record. Gene Ontology annotation, cellular component: preribosome, large subunit precursor.